This is a messenger RNA of Styela clava, 11434 nucleotides long. The record is from RefSeq and is a predicted model, not a curated record. Lineage: Eukaryota; Metazoa; Chordata; Ascidiacea; Stolidobranchia; Styelidae.
UUAAGUACUAUUCGAUAAGGUUAUUUGCAAAAGAUAGUUGGAUUACGGUGUUCAAAAUAUUUUUAUGUCAACUGUAAUCGCCGUGCUUCAAGAUGCCGAGAAGUCGGAGCAGUUCCAUAUCUAACAUGGAAAUUGAGGAGCCGGUGACACGGAAACCCGGGCUGUUUGGCGGGGACAGCAGAAGGACAUUUAUGGUUAUUUCUGGAAUAUUUGCCAUAGUUGCAGUUCUUACACUUGUCAUUGUCCUGCCUGUAUACUACACUGUGAUAGAACCUGGUAAAGGAACGGAAAAACCUAUCACGGAAAACCCUAUUAUUACCGAACCGCCUCCGACCGAAGAAACAACAACUGUUCCCAUUGUAGAAGCAGAACGAGUCGAUUGCUAUCCCGAUAAUUCAACGGCAAACGAAGAAGAUUGUGUUCAGAGGGGAUGCACAUGGUCACCAAGUGAAGAAAACGCGAACGCACCACCAUGCGUUUACGCUGGUCCUAGAGCUUAUAUGACAGAGGGGGAAACUACUUCGACAGAUUCUGCCAUUACAACUGUGUUGGUAACGACAACAACAGCUCGACGUGAAGUCAGAAAUGCUGUAAAGUCAGCGCCAAAUCAUUUUGGAACACUUUUCCCCAAACUUACCGUUACUACAACAUUUGUAUCUGAAACAACUUUACGUGUAAAGAUUGUGCCGGAUGAAGAAAGAUACGAAGUGCCGUUAGAUCACCCAGCAAAUAUUGAAAUGCCGAGUGACGCUUUGUUUUCAGUCGAUCACGUGAUUACAGACGGAAAAUUUGGUGUCAAAGUGCAAAGAGUCUCGGAUUCAAAAGUUAUAUUUGACACUUCUGUUGGAGAAAUGAUGUUCGCGGAUCAAUUUUUACAAAUUUCAACUCGCGUGGCUUCUGAAUAUAUCUAUGGAUUCGGCGAACAUAUGCAUGAAACCUUCAAACAUGAUAUGAAUUGGAAAACUUAUGGAAUGUUCUCAAGAGAUCAGGGGGUCGGGCCGAAUGUCAAUCUUUAUGGAGUUCAUCCGUAUUUCAUGUGUAUGGAGGGAGAGGGGCACGCAUAUGGAGUAUAUUUUGUCAACAGUAAUGCUAUGGACGUUACACUUCAGCCAGCCCCGGCAAUUACGUACAGGAGUAUCGGUGGCGUAAUGGACUUCUAUAUUUUUCUUGGACCUUCGCCGGAGCAAGUCACCGAGCAAUACACAUCCAUAAUAGGUCGACCUUACUUCCCACCCUACUGGUCUCUCGGAUUUCAGUUAUGCAGAUACGACUAUGAAAAUCUGGAAAAUCUCACAAAAGUUGUUAACCGGAAUUUGGGAAAGAUUCCUUACGAGAUUCAAUACAGCGACAUUGAUUACAUGGAACGACAACUUGAUUUUACAAUCGAUAACGAUACAUAUUAUGGACUUGAAGAUUUUGUAAGAAAUUUGAAAGAAGAAAAUAAAAUGAGAUACAUUAUCAUUCUUGAUCCUGCUAUAAGUGGAAAUGAAACCGCUGGAUCGUAUCCUCCAUUCGACAAAGGUGUGACAGACGACGUUUUUGUUAAGACACCCGAAGGUGAAAUAGCCUGGGGUAAAGUUUGGCCCGAUUAUCCAGGAGUAGAAGUUGACGAAUCGCAAGACUGGGACUAUCAAACUCAGAACUAUCGUGCGUUCGCUGCUUUCCCUGACUUCAACUUGGAUUCAACAGCCGAAUGGUGGAAAGAUUUGACGGUUGAUUUCCACGACAAAAUUCCUUUUGAUGGACUUUGGAUUGACAUGAACGAACCAGCGUCUUUUGUUCACGGAUCGCCUGACGGAUGUCCAGCUGAUAGUGCAUUAGAUUAUCCUCCAUAUGUUCCACAUCUUGCAAGUGGGAAUGUUUACGACAAAACGUUAUGCAUGAGAAAUAAGCAGCGACAUCCAACUACUGGAACAGAUACGGAUCAUUACAAUGUUCACAGUCUUUAUGGAAAAAGUCAAGGACCUCCGACUGUUGAUGCUUGCAGAGCAUCAACUGGAGAAAGGUGUAUGGUAAUAUCAAGAUCUACGUAUCCAGGAAGUGGGAAGCACGUUGGUCAUUGGUUGGGCGAUAACGCGAGUAUAUGGGAACAUCUACGAACUUCAAUCAUUGGUAUAAUGGAAUUCAACCUAUUUGGUAUACCUUAUAUUGGUGCCGAUGUCUGCGGUUUCUUUGUUGAUACAACAGAAAGUUUAUGUCGCAGAUGGAUGCAAGUUGGUGCUUUUUAUCCGUUUGAUAGAAAUCAUAAUGGUAAAGGAUGGGCUGAUCAAGAUCCUGGAUAUUUUGGGGAACAAUUUUUAGCUGAUUCGAAGAAAGUGCUGGAUGUUCGAUACACGUUAUUGCCGUAUUUAUAUACUUUGUUCUAUGAAGCACAAAGAACCGGUGCAACUGUUGUCAGACCAAUGAUGAACCAAUUUCCCAACGAUAUUAAUACAUAUACUGCGGAUGGGCAAUUCAUGUGGGGAUCAGCUCUUCUCAUCACACCCGUACUUACAGAGGCGACUACAUCAGUCGAUGGAUAUUUUCCAGCGGGGAGAUGGUUUGACUAUUACACCGGAGCGGAAAUGGCAGAAACUGGCAAAAUGUUAACUUUGGAUGCGCCCUCCGAUCACAUCAAUCUGCAUUUGUACGGUGGAAAUAUUAUUCCAACACAGGAACCUGCUUUGACAACAUUCUACAGUCGUCAGAAUCCGUUCGGAUUAAUUGUUGUGUUGAAUGAGAACGGAAGAGCCACUGGUGAAUUAUUCUGGGAUGAUGGAACAUCGAUUGAUACAAUAGCCAAUAUGAAAUAUACUUUGAUUGAAUUCGCAUGUGAAUCGAGUUCAUUAACAAGCCAAAUUGUGCAUUCAAACACCACCGCCGAAGAUAUGACAUUAGGAAGUAUUCGGGUCCUGGGCGUAUCUGAGUUUACAACAAAAGUUUUACUGAACGGAAACAGUCACCAUAAUUUUACAUACAAUGGGUUGACAAAAGAGUUGCAAAUCACUGGUUUGAUGGUUGACUUGAAAACGGCGUUUGAAAUUGUUUGGGAAUCAACAAUGGUUGAAGAAUCGGAACGAAUAGAUUGCUAUCCGGAUAACUCGGCUGCGACACAGGAACAAUGUUGGGAAAGGAGGUGCAUGUGGUCACCAGGAACGAACCAUGAUUCUCCGAACUGCUUUUAUAACGGGCCUGGAGCUUUUGUGAUUGACGGUGAUACCAAUGAAACACCCAGCAAGAUUUCCAGUACAUUAAUUUCAUCGGGUGCUUCAUUAAAUCACUUUGGUACGUUGUACGCAAAAUUGAACGUUCAAACAACAUAUAUUUCUGGCACAACAUUAAGAGUAAAGAUUUAUCCAGAUGAAACUAGAUAUGAGGUUCCUGUGGAGCAUCCUCUAAAUAUUGAUAGUCCAUCAGAUUCUUUGUAUUCUGUCGAGCAUUCAUAUGACGGUGGGAGGUUUGGUGUUAAAGUUCAACGUACAUCAGAAAAAAGAGUAAUUUUUGACACUUCUGUUGGAGAAAUGAUGUUUGCGGAUCAAUUUUUACAAAUUUCUACUCGCGUGGCUUCUGAAUAUAUCUAUGGAUUCGGCGAACAUAUGCAUGAAACCUUCAAACAUGAUAUGAAUUGGAAAACUUAUGGAAUGUUCUCAAGAGAUCAGGGGGUCGGGCCGAAUGUCAAUCUUUAUGGAGUUCAUCCGUAUUUCAUGUGUAUGGAGGGAGAUGGAAACGCAUAUGGAGUAUAUUUUGUCAACAGUAAUGCUAUGGACGUUACACUCCAGCCAGCCCCGGCAAUUACGUACAGGAGUAUCGGUGGCGUAAUGGACUUCUAUAUUUUUCUUGGACCUUCGCCGGAGCAAGUCACCGAGCAAUACACAUCCAUAAUAGGUCGACCUUACUUCCCACCCUACUGGUCUCUCGGAUUUCAGUUAUGCAGAUACGACUAUGAAAAUCUGGAAAAUCUCACAAAAGUUGUUAACCGGAAUUUGGGAAAGAUUCCUUACGAGAUUCAAUACAGCGACAUUGAUUACAUGGAACGACAACUUGAUUUUACAAUCGAUAACGAUACAUAUUAUGGACUUGAAGAUUUUGUAAGAAAUUUAAAAGAAGAAAAUAAAAUGAGAUACAUUAUCAUUCUUGAUCCUGCUAUAAGUGGAAAUGAAACCGCUGGAUCGUAUCCUCCAUUCGACAAAGGUGUGACAGACGACGUUUUUGUUAAGACACCCGAAGGUGAAAUAGCCUGGGGUAAAGUUUGGCCCGAUUAUCCAGGAGUAGAAGUUGACGAAUCGCAAGACUGGGACUAUCAAACUCAGAACUAUCGUGCGUUCGCUGCUUUCCCUGACUUCAACUUGGAUUCAACAGCCGAAUGGUGGAAAGAUUUGACGGUUGAUUUCCACGACAAAAUUCCUUUUGAUGGACUUUGGAUUGACAUGAACGAACCAGCGUCUUUUGUUCACGGAUCGCCUGACGGAUGUCCAGAUGAUAGUUCAUUAGAUUAUCCUCCAUAUGUUCCACAUCUUGCAAGUGGGAAUGUUUACGACAAAACGUUAUGCAUGAGAAAUAAGCAGCGACAUCCAACUACUGGAACAGAUACGGAUCAUUACAAUGUUCACAGUCUUUAUGGAAAAAGUCAAGGACCUCCGACUGUUGAUGCUUGCAGGGCAUCAACUGGAGAAAGGUGUAUGGUAAUAUCAAGAUCUACGUAUCCAGGAAGUGGGAAGCACGUUGGUCAUUGGUUGGGAGAUAACGCGAGUAUAUGGGAACAUCUACGAACUUCAAUCAUUGGUAUAAUGGAAUUCAACUUAUUUGGUAUACCAUAUAUUGGUGCCGAUGUCUGCGGUUUUUUUGUUGAUACAACAGAAAGUUUAUGUCGCAGAUGGAUGCAAGUUGGUGCUUUUUAUCCGUUUGAUAGAAAUCAUAAUGGUAAAGGAUGGGCUGAUCAAGAUCCUGGAUAUUUUGGGGAACAAUUUUUAGCUGAUUCGAAGAAAGUGCUGGAUGUUCGAUACACGUUAUUGCCGUAUUUAUAUACUUUGUUCUAUGAAGCACAAAGAACCGGUGCAACUGUUGUCAGACCAAUGAUGAACCAAUUUCCCAACGAUAUAAAUACAUAUACUGCGGACGGGCAAUUCAUGUGGGGAUCAGCUCUUCUCAUCACACCCGUACUUACAGAGGCGACUACAUCAGUUGAUGGAUAUUUUCCAGCGGGGAGAUGGUUUGAUUAUUACACCGGAGCGGAAAUGGCAGAAACUGGCAAAAUAUUAACUUUGAAUGCGCCCUUCGAUCACAUCAAUCUGCAUUUGUACGGUGGAAAUAUUAUUCCAACACAGGAACCUGCUUUGACAACAUUCUACAGUCGUCAGAAUCCGUUCGGAUUAAUUGUUGUGUUGAAUGAGAACGGAAGAGCCACUGGUGAAUUAUUCUGGGAUGAUGGAACAUCGAUUGAUACAAUAGCCAAUAUGAAAUAUACUUUGAUUGAAUUCGCAUGUGAAUCGAGUUCAUUAACAAGCCAAAUUGUGCAUUCAAACACCACCGCCGAAGAUAUGACAUUAGGAAGUAUUCGGGUCCUGGGCGUAUCUGAGUUUACAACAAAAGUUUUACUGAACGGAAACAGUCACCAUAAUUUUACAUACAAUGGGUUGACAAAAGAGUUGCAAAUCACUGGUUUGAUGGUUGACUUGAAAACGGCGUUUGAAAUUGUUUGGGAAUCAACAAUGGUUGAAGAAUCGGAACGAAUAGAUUGCUAUCCGGAUAACUCGGCUGCGACACAGGAACAAUGUUGGGAAAGGAGGUGCAUGUGGUCACCAGGAACGAACCAUGAUUCUCCGAACUGCUUUUAUAACGGGCCUGGAGCUUUUGUGAUUGACGGUGAUACCAAUGAAACACCCAGCAAGAUUUCCAGUACAUUAAUUUCAUCGGGUGCUUCAUUAAAUCACUUUGGUACGUUGUACGCAAAAUUGAACGUUCAAACAACAUAUAUUUCUGGCACAACAUUAAGAGUAAAGAUUUAUCCAGAUGAAACUAGAUAUGAGGUUCCUAUGGAGCAUCCUCUAAAUAUUGAUAGUCCAUCAGAUUCUUUGUAUUCUGUCGAGCAUUCAUAUGACGGUGGAAGGUUUGGUGUUAAAGUUCAACGUACAUCAGAAAAAAGAGUAAUUUUUGACACUUCUGUUGGAGAAAUGAUGUUUGCGGAUCAAUUUUUACAAAUUUCAACUCGCGUGGCUUCUGAAUAUAUCUAUGGAUUCGGGGAACAUAUGCAUGAAACCUUCAAACAUGAUAUGAAUUGGAAAACUUAUGGAAUGUUCUCAAGAGAUCAGGGGGUCGGGCCGAAUGUCAAUCUUUAUGGAGUUCAUCCGUAUUUCAUGUGUAUGGAAGGAGAUGGAAACGCAUAUGGAGUAUAUUUUGUCAACAGUAACGCUAUGGACGUUACACUUCAGCCAGCCCCGGCAAUUACGUACAGGAGUAUCGGUGGCGUAAUGGACUUCUAUAUUUUUCUUGGACCUUCGCCGGAGCAAGUCACCGAGCAAUACACAUCCAUAAUAGGUCGACCUUACUUCCCACCCUACUGGUCUCUCGGAUUUCAGUUAUGCAGAUACGACUAUGAAAAUCUGGAAAAUCUCACAAAAGUUGUUAACCGGAAUUUGGGAAAGAUUCCUUACGAGAUUCAAUACAGCGACAUUGAUUACAUGGAACGACAACUUGAUUUUACAAUCGAUAACGAUACAUAUUAUGGACUUGAAGAUUUUGUAAGAAAUUUAAAAGAAGAAAAUAAAAUGAGAUACAUUAUCAUUCUUGAUCCUGCUAUAAGUGGAAAUGAAACCGCUGGAUCGUAUCCUCCAUUCGACAAAGGUGUGACAGACGACGUUUUUGUUAAGACACCCGAAGGUGAAAUAGCCUGGGGUAAAGUUUGGCCCGAUUAUCCAGGAGUAGAAGUUGACGAAUCGCAAGACUGGGACUAUCAAACUCAGAACUAUCGUGCGUUCGCUGCUUUCCCUGACUUCAACUUGGAUUCAACAGCCGAAUGGUGGAAAGAUUUGACGGUUGAUUUCCACGACAAAAUUCCUUUUGAUGGACUUUGGAUUGACAUGAACGAACCAGCGUCUUUUGUUCACGGAUCGCCUGACGGAUGUCCAGCUGAUAGUUCAUUAGAUUAUCCUCCAUAUGUUCCACAUCUUGCAAGUGGGAAUGUUUACGACAAAACGUUAUGCAUGAGAAAUAAGCAGCGACAUCCAACUACUGGAACAGAUACGGAUCAUUACAAUGUUCACAGUCUUUAUGGAAAAAGUCAAGGACCUCCGACUGUUGAUGCUUGCAGAGCAUCAACUGGAGAAAGAUGUAUGGUAAUAUCAAGAUCUACGUAUCCAGGAAGUGGGAAGCACGUUGGUCAUUGGUUGGGAGAUAACGCGAGUAUAUGGGAACAUUUACGAACUUCAAUCAUUGGUAUAAUGGAAUUCAACUUAUUUGGUAUACCAUAUAUUGGUGCCGAUGUCUGCGGUUUUUUUGUUGAUACAACAGAAAGUUUAUGUCGCAGAUGGAUGCAAGUUGGUGCUUUUUAUCCGUUUGAUAGAAAUCAUAAUGGUAAAGGAUGGGCUGAUCAAGAUCCUGGAUAUUUUGGUGAACAAUUUUUAGCUGAUUCGAAGAAAGUGCUGGAUGUUCGAUACACGUUAUUGCCGUAUUUAUAUACUUUGUUCUAUGAAGCACAAAGAACGGGUGCAACUGUUGUCAGACCAAUGAUGAACCAAUUUCCCAACGAUUUAAAUACAUAUACUGCGGACGGGCAAUUCAUGUGGGGAUCAGCUCUUCUCAUCACACCCGUACUUACGGAGGCGACGACAUCAGUCGAAGGAUAUUUUCCAGCGGGGAGAUGGUUUGAUUAUUACAAUGGAGAGGAAUUGUCCGAAUGGGAAAAUGGCAAAAUGUUAACUUUGAAUGCGCCCUUAGAUCACAUCAAUCUGCACCUGUACGGUGGAAAUAUCAUUCCAACACAGGAACCUGCUUUGACGACAUUCUACAGUCGUCAGAAACCGUUUGGAUUAAUUGUUGUGUUGGAUGAGAAUGGAAGAGCCACUGGUGAAUUAUUCUGGGACGAUGGAACAUCGAUCGAUACAAUAGCCAAUAUGGAAUACACUUUGGUUGAAUUCUCGUGCGAAUCGAGCGUGCUGUCUAGCCGUUUGAUUCACACAAAUACACCGAAUGAAAAUAUGACACUCGGUACAAUGCGAAUCAUGGGAGUUACAGGAACUGUAACGAGAAUAGUAGUUGAUGGAGUAGGUCACGACAAUUUUACACACGAUGGAAGCACAAACGAGGUUUCGGUUAAAGGCCUUACACUGGAUUUGAUGAAACGCUUUGAAAUUCGUUGGGAGGUCGAUGAUGCAUGGAAACGAGUUGACUGUAUGCCAAGCAAAGCAAAGGACCCUAAAGAGGCUGAAUGUACAGCCCGAGGAUGCAUGUGGGAUGCAAGUGGUGAUGGGGCGUCGUCACCUCUAUGUUAUUACAUGGAUUCAGCUACACCAGGUUAUUCGGUCACUACUCGCAGUGGAAGCAACACUCAUACUUUGAUACGCUCUGGUGCGACAACCGAAAGAUACGGAACACCGGUAGAAAGUUUGCAAUUGGAUCUGGAAUAUCAAACUGAUAACAGAUUGCAUUUUAAGAUUAAGGAUGCGACCGGCUCUUCAACAGAAAUCCCUUCCGAACUAAACAACUUCCCAACCAACGUAGGAUCCAAUGAAACGAAAGCGCAUUACAGAGUCGAAAUCACGGACAACCCUUUCAGUAUUAAAGUUUCAAGAAAUUCUACUGGCAAAGUUUUAUUUGACACCUCUGUGGGGCCAGUAGUGUAUGAAGAGAAAUACAGAGAAAUAUCAACAAGCUUACCGUCUGAUCUUGUGUUUGGACUUGGAGAACAUAAUCAUAGAAGAUACAGGCAUAAUCUCAACUGGAAGAGAUGGGCGAUAUUCUCUCGAGAUGUUGCACCAGUUGACGAAUGGAAUUUGUAUGGACAUCAAACGUUUUACAUGUCUGUUGAUGACCCAGAAACUGGCACCGCUGUCGGCGUUUAUUUUCACAACUCUAAUGCAAUGGAUGUAUUUUUCACACCGGAUCCAAAACUUACUUACAGAACAGUGGGUGGAGUGCUGGAUUUUUAUAUAUUCAUUGGCAAUACACAAGAAGAAGUUGUUCAACAUUUUCAUAAUUUCAUUGGUCUGCCCAUGAUGCCUCCGUACUGGGGUCUUGGAUUCCAAUUGUCAAGAUGGGGAUACGAAUCACUAGAUGAGGUUAAAGGAAUCGUAGAUGAUAUGAGAGCUGCGAAGAUACCUUUCGAUGUCCAGUAUGGUGACAUUGAUUACAUGGAAAGGUACAAAUCAUUCACUUACGAUAACACUUCCUGGAAGGGACUUCCUGCAUACGUAGAUGAGCUUCAUGACUUGGGAAUGAGGUACGUCAUCAUUCUCGACCCGGGUAUUCUGAUUGAAGAUGGAUAUAAAGCGUACGAUGAAGGAUUAGCAGAAGAUAUUUAUAUAAAAACGCCAGAUGGUUCAAAACCAAUAAAAACAGAGGUAUGGCCCGGAGAAACCUAUCAUCCAGACUACACGCAUCCUAAUGCUACGUCAUGGUGGACGAAUCAAUGCCAAGAUUUUUAUGUAAACCAGAAUGUAAAAUACGACGCUCUCUGGGUGGAUAUGAAUGAACCAGCAAAUUUUCAACCAGACAAUGCAACUAAACUUGAAGCCAUGAAUUGCAGCGAUGAAUACAACAGACCAGCAUACAUUCCAAAUAUAUUAUGGUACGGGGUAGGAUUGCACGACAAAACAUUGUGCAUGGAAAACCAACAAUACAUGGGAUUGCAUUAUGAUCUACACAGUUUAUAUGGCCACACAAUGUCUAUUGCCACCUACGAGGCUCUUCAGACUGUAAUGCCUGACCGUAGAAGCUUCGUAAUCACCCGAUCAACCUUCACCGGUACAGGAAAAUAUGCUGGGCAUUGGCUUGGUGAUAAUCAGAGUCAGUGGAGACAAAUGCCGUGGCCAAUACCAGCUAUGUUUGAAUUUAAUCUGUUUGGAUUUCCAUAUAUCGGUGCCGACGUAUGUGGAUUCUGGUUCAAUACUACAGAGGAAAUGUGUCAGAGAUGGAUGCAAGUUGGAGCUUUCUAUCCAUUUAGUAGAAAUCAUAAUGCGAAAACCAUGAUUUCGCAACAUCCAACAGCAUUUGGAGCCGAUUUUGCAGCCUCAUCUAAACAAGUCCUCGAGAUUCGUUAUAGCAUUCUUCCAUAUAUGUACACACUUCAUUAUCAAGCAAGCACCUUUGGUGGUACAGUUGUGAGGGCUUUAGUACAUGAAUUUCCUCAAGACAAAGAUACUUGGGAUGCUGACAGGCAAUUUUUAUUAGGAAGCGGAUUUUUGAUCACACCUGUGCUUGAUGAAGGUGCGGUUAGUGUAACUGGAUAUUUUCCAAAAGAUGCAAGAUGGUACGAUUAUCGAACCGGUGAAGAAUUGACUCAAUCUGGAAGAUUCGUUUCACUUGACGCCCCACUUGACUACAUUAACUUGCACGUCAGGGGUGGAUUUAUCAUUCCCAGACAGAAUUCGGCCGUGACUACAACAGAAGCAAGAAAGAAUCCUAUGUCUUUGUUAGUUCCAUUGGAUGAUUCUGAUUCAGCUAUGGGCACGUUGUACUGGGAUGAUGGCGAAGCAAGAAAUGUUGGUGAAAAUUACGUCUUGCUAAAUUUCAGCUGUACACACUCGAGUUUGCAGAUCGAUAUCGUCCACCCAGCGCAAGGCAUUGAUAUUUCAACGUUGCAUUUUGAAAAAAUCACCGUUUAUGGAGUAUUACAGUCAGUCGGCAGCGUUACUGUAUCCACAAAUGGGGGCGCGCCAACAGCUGCAACCAACAAUUACAAUGCAAUGCUGAAUGUUCUGGAUAUCACUGGACUUAAUUUAACGCUUUCUCAAAGCCACGAAGUUAUUUGGACGUAAUUUUUAGUUUUGUAAACACAAAUUUAAAUACCAUUGUUGACAAAAUUACCAGCAUUUAGCUUCAAAGCAUCGUUCUCAGAUUUUGAAUUUACAUUUCUUAUUGAUAAGGAUUGAUUGUCCAAAAUUCAUUCACGCCUUAGACUUUUGCGAAUCUUUUUUUUAAACAGUAAUUUGAAUGUAUUUUAUAUGUAUUUUAUAAUUCUAUUGCUAAUAUCUAUAAGCAAAAUAACAGCUUGGGCUAAGAUUAGAUUUUACAUAUUCAAAUAUUAUGAAAAUAGAAAGAUGUUGGCAUUGCUUAACUUUGCAAUCAGAUACACGUACCAAAUGAUACGCAUAUUUUGAUCUAAUUAGAAUUUUGUGCGUGGAUCGGCAAUCUUGUAUACGUUUCUCAUUAAUGUUUAUGAACAUGGAUCAAAGUCGCUGUAGCUAGUCAAUUUUUAAUGCGAAUAAUUGUUCAAUUUUGUUGUUCUAAUAAAUCACAUGAU